Molecule: messenger RNA, 1173 nt
Organism: Musca vetustissima
Lineage: Eukaryota; Metazoa; Arthropoda; Insecta; Diptera; Muscidae
Gene: qkr58E-2
Product: KH domain-containing, RNA-binding, signal transduction-associated protein 1
Exons: 4
Coding region: 1-1167 (388 amino acids)
Biological process (GO): regulation of alternative mRNA splicing, via spliceosome
Cellular component (GO): nucleus
Molecular function (GO): mRNA binding
Source: RefSeq, a predicted model, not a curated record
AUGGCGGAAAACGGUAUGCGUGUGGAGUCUAGCGAUAGUGGGGGUGUCAGUGUAAAUGGUCAUCUGCAUGACAAUGCAUCAUCAACAGGAGGAGGAGGAGCAGCUGACCAGCAUGGCAGUUCGGACAAGGCAUCAACGCGUUUGAGCGAGGCGGCCCAAAAGUACAUGCAGGAGCUGUUGGUGGAACGUUCCAAAUUGGAAAAUACCUUUCCCUUGGCUGUGAAACUAAUCGAUGAAGCGCUGGAAAGGAUUCAACUGAAUGGACGUAUACCGGCCCGGGAACAAUAUGCCGAUGUCUAUCAGCAACGUACCAUAAAAUUAACCCAAAAGGUUCAUGUGCCUAUUAAGAAUAAGAAGUUUAAUUACGUUGGCAAACUGCUGGGCCCCAAGGGCAACUCCUUGCGUCGCCUGCAGGAGGAGACCCAAUGUAAAAUAGUCAUUUUGGGCCGUUUUUCCAUGAAGGAUCGUGCCCGCGAAGAGGAACUACGCAAUUCGGCCGACUUCAAGUAUGCCCACCUAAAUCUACCUUUACACGUUGAAGUUUCUACUGUAGCACCACCGGCUGAGGCAUAUGCCCGCAUGGCAUACGCCCUGGCAGAACUUAGACGUUACCUGAUUCCCGAUAAACACGAUGAUAUACGCCAGGAGCAGUUUCGUGAAUUAAUGGAAGAUCCAGAGGCGGCCAAGAAAAUAACAAUGCGUCAACAAAGACAACAGCAGCAACAACAACAGCAGCAGCAUCAACAGCCGCAUCAUCAGCAACAUAGCGGUGGAAGUCGUAGUGGUGGCGGUGGAAAUGGUAUGGGAGGUGGUGGUAAUAAUGGUGGUGGUCCUAAUAACAACAACAAUAAUGGUAGAUCGAAAUAUCAACCUCAUUCGCAACAAUAUCAUCAUAACGAUGAGACUGCUGUCUACUAUAGGCCCCAUAAUAAUUCUUACCACCAAAUGAAGCCUUAUGUGCCAGGUAAUCAACGUAUGCAUUCAGCAAUGCCACCAACUGCAACAAUUGUGGGUGCUUCACCAACCGGUCCAUUGCCAGUUGUCAAUGCUGCCAAUUAUAGUGGGCGAGGGGGUCCCGGCAUGAAUCCUGGUCCACCUGUUGGCCUCAAUCCAAAUAUACGAUAUCGUGCAUCCCAAAUGCCGUCAUAUCAAUAUGCAAAGAAAUAAUACAAC